CUGGAAUUUUUGAAUGGAACUCGACGUGCAGCCACCUCCUCGUGGUGAGUUCUGGGUAGUUUUGUUUUUACAAAACGAGCUAAGAGCUGCACAAAUUUUUUUGAUGUCGUUUUUAUUUAUUCAAUUCCUAUAAAUUGAAUGUAAAUGUCAACUGGUUUAAGUAAUAUGAAUAAUGCUACGUAUUUUUUAAAUGUAUUAUUAAAUUCGAUUUUUGUUAUCAGUAGGAAAUUUCACCACUUAUAAUACUGUUAAACGCAUAUUUUUACUAAGUGAAACAAAUUUAUAUUGGUUUAAUGUUAUUUUCGUUCAGUCUGAUAUGGUCAUUUUCAAUAAUGUGAUCAAUUAGUGUCUCACCCCUACUGUCUGUGUAGUUGUAGUUCCACUGUAUGGACCUGUCCUUAAGAUCUGCACAUAAAAUGAGUGGCUAGCCUACCCACGUGUUCGCAGUGCGGGAAGACCCGUGUCCCUGAAAAAAGGGAUCCUGGCAGUUGAAGGGGCAUCCUGGUACCCCAAUACACUGCUUUGGCCCGAGCUUCAGGUAAACGGGAGGUGCAUAUUGGCCUGUAUGCAUCAACCGGCUAGUCACGAACGUCAUCUGGUGGCUAGCGUCAAGCCCGCGGUUACUUACUCGUUAGGGGUGGAGACUGCUUCAGGGGUGACUGCGGGCGUAUAACUGUCGGUAUCGGUGUUUAAGUAGCAUGGCACACCAUAGCAAAAACAACGGAAAAAUCCCUUCACCAUUUGAUAACACUCAAUAUUAUAUCCUUAAAUUUACAAAUCCUGAUCCAUUCCUAUUUAAAAGUGUCACUUUUUUUUUUUAUUCACGAAGGUCUCUUGUCCGCAUUAAGAUGGUAGCUUCCUUGAAAAAGUUACGUUCUGGUCACCUAUUAAUUCAAGUUUCAACCGAAAAACAAGCAACUUUUCUAAAGAUGUGCUCAUUUGAAGUCCUUAUCACUGAACAUAUUUCGCGGUGUUAUAUCUGAACAUGAAUUAAUGACUCAGAAGAAAUGAUAACAAAAAAGAUCAGAAUGUUAUUGCCGACCGUAGUUUAAGUUUUCGGAGGGACGGUAAAUUUAUCUCUACAAAACAUCUUAUCACGUUCAGCAAGCCAAACUCCCUAUUUUCCUCUCAAAAUGGCUUAUCACAACUGCCCGGUUCGUAAUAUCCCAAACCUUUUGAUGUGCUUCCAAUGUCAAAGGUUUGGGUAUUCCAAAACAUCUUGUCGCGGUCGACCGGUCUUUGCUCAUUGUUUUGGUACUGACCAUGAAGACAGCGUUGCCACCCCUAUAAAUUAAGUGCAAGGGGGCUCAUGCUGCGUACUCCAGUAGUUGUCCCAAGUGGUCCCGGGAAAAGGAGAUAAUACGUUUUAACUGCUUCUGUCUUUCACUUUUCACUAAUCCCAUUGCUGUAUUUUUCUCACCGUUUUCGCUCAACGAAAAAUACAUUUUAGAACGUGAUCUGACUAAUUCCUAAACUAUUACAAAUUUAAUUAAUUUUUCAUCUUACCAAGUACUUUUUAUUUUUAUUGGAAUGUAAAAAGUGAUGUUUGGGAUAAACAGGUGUAUCAUAUAAAUCAAUGUUUUCCACCAUGUCAAGAAAACUAUCCUUUGUCUGAAUCGGUGUUUGUAAACAACAAUUUUGCUUUCGAUCUAUCUUUAUUAAUGUGCCUCUUGUGAAAUCCGUUUAUAAAUCUCUUUCUGGUAUCGAAGACGGAGAAACCAGUAUAUAUGGGCCGAUUGAGUGUCAAAGAUGUGACAUGUUCUAAGUUCUCAACAAUAAAUUUGAAGAAAUGAAGAGGGAGAAGCGAUUAAUUUUAAUGCAUUUCAUUUUUUUAAACGGUGACAGAGAUUUUCCCUAGUUUUUCUGCAGUCGCUAUUAUUCAUGUGCUUCCAAAAGUCCUUAUCAAAAAUAUUAUUCGCCUUUUUACGCAAAUUUUGUAUUAAAAGCGAUGAAUGGUUUUAACAGAUUCUUGUUUGAAAGAUCAAACUUUAUGAAUUUUUUUUGGUCGCACACCUAUCUUUAAAUAUAUUUUCAAAUUUACUUAAACUACGUAGUUAUACUUGUCGUUUAAAUUUGGAUUAAGUUUCGAAACAUUUAAAGCUUUCUUUAUAUAUGAUUCUCUGAGAGUAGGGCCAAAGCAUAUUUGAUGUUACUUUUAACUUUUGUGAUGCAACGUGUAAGUCGCCGUGCAAAUCAUGUAUCUCCUGCGGAUAUUCUAAAUCGACUUUCAAGAUAUACCCUUCUUCAUAAUGAAGUUAUAGUGAGAAUGAACUUACGCCUACGUUAGGUCCGUGGUCAAUACAAUUACAUUCUAGAAAUCUUUAUCGAAAGAAUUAGUUGCCUUUUUUCUUAUCUCUGUGUUAAAAUUUAUGAAUGGUUGUAACAAGGCUUCUUGUUUUUAACGUACAAUUUUUUAUAUUUUUUUCUCUGUAACCCUAAUUUUCAGUUUCUGUAAUGGAGUACAUAUCUAUUCUUAUCAUAUAAAUUAGGUAAUAGUUUUGAAACGUUUGAGGGGUUACUCACAAUUAAUUCUGCCGCUUCUCUAGGGUGAAAGCAUAUUUGUAACUUUUAAUUGUUCUGAGGCAACUGGUAAAUCGCUGUGCAGAGCUUGAAUUUCCGUAGGAUAUUCCAAGUCUACUUCGAGAAUCAUUUCCUCAUCCUGAUCAUCUUGCAUAUUUAAUAUGUCAAACUAACACUCAAAUCUAAGUUCAGAAACCACCGAAAGAUUUUGGUUAGUAGAUGGCUCAUCAUCGCUGUACCAUAGAGCUUAUUCUUAUUCAAAUAAAUUAAGUUGGGAGAGGGUAUGCUAGUGUUGUAAUCACCAGUUAUGUAUUUGUUGUUUGUGCUGGCGUACCCGUUGGAUAUCAUCGACGCUCCUACUCUCACCCCUUUCUCAAUAAACAGAUGCAUAGUGGGUUCAGUUAAAAAUUAUAAUAUCACCUUCGUCAUUUUCAGACAAGCAUUCCAAGCCAAACCGCGGGCGGUGAAUACAUACGCCGGGACAGUUUCGUAUUGCGAUAAGCAUAAAGUUCUAAAUUUCUCAAAGACAUCAGCGAGAAGCAGCUUUUCUAUCUUUACAUAUGAAUUGUAAUAGUCUUUCAAUGUUUCUAUGUUGAAAUUUUAUAAAACAGCUUGUGCGUGAUUAUAAACCGAUUGUCUCACAUCUUUUUCAUUUAAACUUCUACGCGGGGGUAGUUCGGUUUUACGGUUUUUUCUUUUAGUCCAUAACACUAUCUGGAUUAGGAGCACUAGAGUUAUCAUCACGGUGUUUAUAACGAUGCACCACUGGACGUCCGUUCACAUCCCAGUCGGUUUCGAUGACGGUAGGCAAGAUAAGAUACACUUGUUUAGAAACCAUUGUCAUUCGGAUGAUUAGGCGAACAUAAUGAAGGUGGACAUCAGGCUUGGUGCACCAAGUCGUGGAUUCACACCUCAUGGCAUCUGAAAUCAAAUUUCUGGACAGAAUUAUACUCCACAUAAAAAACGGGUACAGCAUCGGUAAUUCUGUGUGAGUAGCUCACAAAUGACCAAAGUUUAGUUACACACAAAGAAACACAAUAAAACAAUGUGAACGAGAAAUAAUUUUUUUUAAACACCUAAAAAGCAUGUGGCACAGAUGUGGGAAUUUUCACCAUACAAUAAACAAAAAAAAAUUUAUUAAAACAAUUAAAGCAUUAAAUUAAUACAAAUAAGAAAAUUUCGUCACACAACAUUGUGACACUAACUAAAAUAUUCGUAAGGGUAAACACCCUUGCUUUUUGAAAGAGGGAGUCUAUCGCUAAGGAGUUAGGAAGAUAGCACAUGAAAUUAUCACGAACUUAUCAAGGGAGGCUAAUGAACAGAAUAGUAUAAAAAUUGAAAAAAAACCGAUCGAGAAAGUAAUGAACUGCUCCGCAUUGGUUCCAAUACAUCAUUGUUUUUAUUAUGUGGUGACUAUCAUAACCUUUUAAAUUAUGAAACACUAAAGAUAUUUUUUUAGUUAAUUUAUAGUUUAAAUUGCAACUGAAUGUAAAGCAUCGCGAUAUUUAGAUAUGAGAUAGCAAUGGUCUCAAACUCAAUUAUUUUCUAAUGACUCUACAAAUAUAACAAUGCGUUGCAUUUGAAAAUCUAUCUUCUUCCUCUUCGGCCAAUUGCAUUGGUUUUUUAACGGAAAAUAAAUCUAAGAUUAGUUUUUCCUUUCCUAAUAAGAUGUGUAUGAAAUGUUACACUGCGUUUUCUCCAUAAAAUACAUCUCGUGGUUUCAAACACUUCCCAACGUAGUCAGUAAUGACAUAUGAAUAUCUUCACAUAAUGUGUUGUGCGUCUAUUUGAGUACAAGACCCUAAAUUUGAGUUUUUUUACUAAAAUGCAUUCAAAAUCAGCAUGAAUAAUUUAAGGAAUAUGAAAAGAACUAAAUUUUAAAUGCGAUCUUUUUCGCUUGGCAUCGUUACUUUUUGCAACUUAUGUUCCCUACAGUAAAUUACAUGAUCAUACAGUGCAUUUUUCAGGAAAAUCAAUGAAGACAAAAAUCGCAGUAAAAUUUUGCUCUUUGCGCAGUUAAAUGAGUUAACAAUCUACUCAUUUUAUGAAUGAGGCGAAAAUGUUUCUUUAGAUAUCUGUAAUAGAUUUGAAUGAUGGACACCAGUUCGGUUAGACGAUAGAUGUAGCGGGAAAAUGUUUCAAUUCUGAUUGGCUACAAAGUGUGACGUUGACCACAAAGUGUUGCGACAUUCUGAUUGUGAAGACGUGAAAUUUUCAAGAAUGACUAAGUGUUUUGAAAAAAAUAUAUAUCCCAGUGGGAUAUUUAUUAUAUAUUCAAUACAGUAUAAUCAAUAAUUUUGAAGACAUUCGUAGAUCAAAUUUGUCUAAAACAAAGCGAAAGACUUGUGCAUUUUUAAAAAAAAGGCAUUCUGUGGGGCCCCCUACAUUGCUUCUAAACAGAUGGAACAAUCCUCUGGUACUUUAAAAAGUACUCCUGCACGUCCUGAGCAAAAAUUUGCUCAACAAUUUCAUGGCUCAUUCUUAUCCAAUUGAUCUGUAUGGAUGGUUGAAGGCCUUCUCGUAGGCCAUCUUCCAUAGGCAGCACUUUCCAUAAAAUUGCCACUCCCUCCAAGCUAUACUCGUCUAAUACUUCGGUGGAAGUUGUAACGUCCAGUUUUUGCACAAUAUCAGUUUGUACAAGUUAGCCCGACAAAGAAAAUCAUGUUUUUGUUUGUUCUUGCUUUGCAAAAUCUGGACAACACUUCAAUGUCCAGUACUUUGCCUACGUCAUUACUAGUUGCAAUAACAGAACCAUUCAUUGAGGCAUGCCCACGCCUUUGCCAUGUGCCAUCUAUUGCAACGGGAAUGUCUUUGGAAUUGCUACCUGCUUCGGCUCCACUAGCCGCAUCACUCAUGCUCUUCAUAGCGACACUUUUUAUUGCCGAGCCUAAUUCACUUGUGACUUCAUCAAAUCUGUGAGGUGGAGCAGGUAAGUUCAUUAUCCCACGAAACAUUUGAGCAUCUGCCUUCCCUUUUCCGAUGCUUCUCAUGGCAUACGUUAAUCUAGUAUUAACUUACGUUAAUACUAGAUUACGUUAACUUACGAUACGUUAAUCUAGUAUAAAUUUUUGUGUCUCUAUUGUUGCACACUUUAGAUGAAACUUCAGUAUUUAAAAAAGACUAUUUAAAAUUACACUGCUCACAGUAAAUAGAAAGUUCAGAUGCAAGUCCUUGAACUUGCCUGGAAAACUUCAGUUUUAUGCUUUUGUUUCUGCAAGUUGAGCAUAACACAGAAUCAUUCAAACAAUUAGAUUAUAAAUUUAAAUUAUUUCCUUUGCAUUAUUAUUCAGAAAUGAUUCAUAAUCAUUUACAUGUUUAUCCAGUUUGAUUUUUGACGCCGAUCAAUGUUUGUUGAUGAGCACGCUGUUUUGCAAUGAAUGCCAAACGCUUUCCUUUUUGGCCCACCUGAAAUAAUUAAAAAAAAAAGACUGUAGCGUAGAAAAAUCAAGCAUAUUAAACAAAAGGAAACAGAUAUAUCUAACGUGUGUCUUACCAGAAACAAACUUCAUUAUUGUAUCUCCUUCAAGCUCGUCAGUGAACUCCCCAAAGUAGUUUCCCAAUGGUGGGUCAUUCUGACCAUUCGAUGAAUAGAUUAUUGAGUCUGUAUCAAAAUACAGAACCUGUUCACCGAGCUUGUCUAACUCAUUAUAGAGUUUUAAUCUAGCAUGACAUGUAGUGAAGGCGGCGAGGAAUAUAUUAGUACUGAUGUCCUGUUCAGUAAAUUCAGCCUUUUUCUUCCAUUGCAUAUCACAUAUUUGUUCUGUAGGGAAAGAAACAUCCUGCACCUUCAAUGAAAUAAAGAAUUAAUUUAAUUGAUUAAUUAAUGAAUAAUUUCAGUUUCCUAAAAAAUUAAUCAAUUGAUUUACUUUUCUCUUACCACUUCUGUGCUGUCAACAAGCAAGUUGUUGAAAUCCUCUGAAGAGUUGACGAAGGUUAGCAUCAUCUUAAUAAGACUCAUGCCCCAUCUACCCCAGAAGCUAUUAAGGGCUAACUUUGACCUGGAUUGUAGUUUCUCCUUGUCCAACAAAAUUCCUUCCUUUUGGAAAUAAUUCCUCACGUAUUCAUCCUUCUGCUCGUCCGUAACACAUCCUUCUGGCCGAUGUAUCUGGUUCGUUAGUGUUCAAAAAUUCACCUCUAGCGGUGAAUGGCGCUGUAUGCAAUAAGGUUAAACGAAAUAACAGAGGAAACAUCAGUUGCAAACACUUUUAUUGUUGCUACAAAGCAUGCUCAAUGUGGCAUCCGCCAUUUUCUGAAAGCAAAUUAAAUCGCAAUAUUGCAUUCUCAACAUCACUUCUUAGCACAUCUGGAGAAAUGUUACGGACAUGUCUGUGUAUCGCAUUCUUCAAUUCCAUUAAAUUGGUUAUGUUAUCACUAUAAACAAUGGCUUUGAGAUAACCCCACAACUAGAAGUCACAGGGGUUGAGGUCUGGUGAUCGGGUUGGCCAAGUUUUUGCGGUAACUAAAAUCCCAUGACCUCUUAUAGACAUUUACCAAGUUUGAUGACAUUUGGUUGGGUAGUUUUAUUUUUGUAGCCAUUUCAAGUGGAACUUUAAUUAUAAAGACCAUGUACAUUGAAUGUUAAUGAGACUGGUUUAACAUUUCCAUCCUAUUUAUACUUCUUGAAUAUCAGUCACCCAAUCAUUAAACUUAUCAGGGUAACCUAAAAAUUUAACAAACUAUUGCAUCUUUCCAUUGAUUUUCUAUUUUUUAAAUUACUUUUUCAACCGGAAAAUAACCAGAAUUGACAACUUUUUGUAAUUCUUCCGCCUAAAAAGUACCUUCGAUUGCUUCAUUCUAUAGGAUUUCGUAUGUAUCACAAAUAAUUCCCGUGUCCAAUUAUUUUCAUAUCCUUUCUCAAAUGUAAGUUUUUUGAUUUACUAAUGCGAACCCCUAAGGGAGUUUACCUUCUUUAGGUAAACACAGGGAAUCACGCCCCAGGGUGCCCAAGUGAUCUGUCCUCCCUUCAGUUUCCUCUCCCUUUCCUCCUACUUUCUCCUUUCUCUUCCCCCUUGUCGUGGUUGCCAAAUUAACUAGUAAGGCCUUUUUGUCUGUUCGAAUACCAUCCUGUUGUAUCGGACCCUGAUGGGAAGAGACACCCCACGUGUUCGCCGUGCGUGGAGACCCGUGUCCCUGGAAAAGGGGAUCCUGGUAGUUGAGGGGCAUCUUGGUACCCCAAUACACUGCUUCGGCCCUUGCUUCAGGUAAACGGGAGGUGCAUAUUGGCCUGUGUGCACCAAUCGGCUAGUCACGAAUAUCAUCUGGUGGCUAGGGUCAAGUCCGGGGUCAUUUACUGGGCACCUCGUUAAGGGUGGAGGCUGCUUCAGGAGUGACUCGCGGACGUAUAACUGUUUGUUAACACCGUUGUUAAAUAGUGGAUUGGUGGCAACACCAGUUUGAUAUUUACAUCCCCUUAGUUGGACUCCGUGGUGGGUGGUGUCGCUAAUAGUGGAAAUGUUUGAAAUUUUCUAUGGCUGAAAAUAGCAAGGUGUUAUGUUCUGCACACCAUAGUAAAAACAGCGGAACAACUUCUACACCGAAUGAUUACGCUCAGUAUUUUCUGAUAAAAUUGAAUAAUCCUACUAUACCAGAUACGUCCUUUAGCAAAGUGUCCCCCUUUUUAAUACAUAAAGCUCUUCUCUCCGUACUGGGAGAAGUCACUUCCGUUAAAAAGAUACGAUCAGGUGACCUCUUAAUACAGGUCUCCUCUUCAAAACAAGCCGACACCUUAUCCAAAUGUAAUGUCAUGUGCUCUUUCGAUGUAACAGUUACGCCCCACAAUACUCUCAAUUCCUCUCGAGGUGUAAUUUCGGAAUCCGAAUUUUUGAAUGAUACCGAAGAAAUGAUUCUGGAAGAACUACAAGAGCAAAACGUAACAGCUGUCAGAAGGAUCAAGAUUCGUAGAGAUGGUAAACUCAUCCCUACGAAACAUCUAAUCCUUACUUUCAGUAAACCACAAAUUCCAUCUUCAAUUAAAAUGGCUUGGCAUAACUGCCCAGUGCGACCUUAUGUUCCAAACCCUUUACGAUGCUUUCAGUGUCAAAGGUUUGGACAUUCAAAACAAUCCUGCCGUGGUCAACCUGUAUGUGCUCGCUGCUCUGGUACUGGCCAUUGCGACACAUCCUGUGAGUUGCCAUCCCUUUGCAUCAAUUGCAAGGGUGAUCAUGUUGCAUACUCCAGGAGUUGUCCAAAAUGGUCCCUAGAGAAAGAAAUACAAACCGUUAAAGUCUUGCAAAACCUGACGUUCAAUGAAGCUCGCCGAAUCGUCACCGCCCGUACACCUCGUCCAGGCGUGUCGUAUUCCACGGCUGUUAAGACUUCUUAUUGUUCUGUCAGUACGCAAACUGAUUCCGUAACACAAAAAUGUAGCACAAAU
Molecule: messenger RNA, 8893 nt
Organism: Parasteatoda tepidariorum (common house spider)
Lineage: Eukaryota; Metazoa; Arthropoda; Arachnida; Araneae; Theridiidae
Source: RefSeq, a predicted model, not a curated record